UUCGAUUUCUGUUCUUCAAUCUCUUCAACCGAUCUUCGAUUUCUGUUCUUCAAUCUCUUUGAUCUUCAAUUUCUGUUCUUCAUUUCUUCGAUCUUUCAUGGCGACUUCACAUCUCAAGAUUGACGGUAUUCUCGGUCUCAUCACGAUCCGGUUGAAGGAUGAUAACUUCUUGAAGUGGCGUUAUCAACUCGAGUCGGUUCUGGACGGGUACGAUCUCUUUGGCCAUUUUGAUGGCUCGAAUGUUGCACCGCCAAAAUUCGCAAUUUUGGAUGAGGAAGGUGUUACUUCUGAACUCACUGCAGCCUACAAGGCCUGGGUGCAGGCCGACAAAGCACUUCUUAGCUUGUUGAUUGCCACGCUUUCUGAUGAGGCGCUAGAAUAUGUCAUCGGUUGCAAGACGGCGCAUGAUGCCUGGUUGAAUCUGACGGAUCGUUAUGCCACGGUCUCUCGUGCUCGUAUCAAUCAUCUCAAAACCGAGCUUCAGACUGCACAGAAAGGCUCUGAAUCAAUUGAGAAGUUCUUGCUUCGCCUCAAACACAUUCGCGAUCAUCUUGCUAUCCCUGGUCUUUCGGUGUCCGACGAUGAUAUGAUGAUUGCAGCCUUGAAUGGCCUUCCUUCUAAGUAUGAUAUGAUUCGGACAGUCCUGGUUGCUCGUGACACUUCGCUUUCCUUCAAAGACUUUCGCAAUCAAUUGCUUGCGGCUGAACAGGCUGCAGAGGCACGCGUGCUUUCUUCUCAUGCACCUAUGGUUGGCAUGCUAAGUCAAUCCUCUCCCUCUGCUUCUUCCCAUGCCUUCUCUGGUUCUGGUCACGGUGAUGGUCUCCUUCCAACUCCUCCAGUGCCUCAUACUGCUUAUAUGAGUUCGCAGCCUUUUGGUCGAUCUUCUUCUCAUUCUUUUGGUGGCCGAGGCAGAUCCUCUGGUUCUAGACCUUUUGGUCGUGGUUUUCAAGGCAGGUUUCAAGGUCCUCCUAAGUCUAGUGGUGGUGUUGUUCCUGAGUGUCAAAUCUGCAGCAAGCGAGGUCACACCGCAGUCAAUCUCUACUUUCGCAAUUCGAAUUCCUCUUCUCCCGGGUCCUCUUCCACAAUUGAAUGUCAAAUCUGUGGCAAAAAGGGCCAUGGGGCUCUGGAUUGUUAUCAUCGCUCCAACUAUGUUUAUCAAGGUUCUCCACCACCUGCCUCCAUCACAGCCAUGGCAGCUCAAACUUCUUUCUCUCCUGAUGCUGUCUGGAUUGCAGAUAGUGGGGCCAGUCAUCACAUGGUACCUCAUAUGACCACAAUGGAUUCUGCUUCACCUUGCACCUCUUCCGAUCAAGUUAGAGUGGGAAAUGGGGAAGGACAAAGUCACCAACAGGGUUCUGUUCCACGGCAAGAGUGAUCAUGGCCUGUAUCCCAUCCCAUGCUCGGUUCCUUCUUCAACUCGUGUAGACAAUAAGCAGCCACAUAUGGCUUUU
Messenger RNA from Prunus avium (sweet cherry), 1451 nucleotides. Lineage: Eukaryota; Viridiplantae; Streptophyta; Magnoliopsida; Rosales; Rosaceae. The record is from RefSeq and is a predicted model, not a curated record.